Nematostella vectensis (starlet sea anemone) is the source of this 1516-nucleotide messenger RNA. Its product is annotated as hemocyanin, beta-C chain unit D-like. Gene Ontology annotation, molecular function: oxidoreductase activity. The transcript has 8 exons. The record is from RefSeq and is a predicted model, not a curated record. Bases 129 to 1451 code for a protein of 440 amino acids. Lineage: Eukaryota; Metazoa; Cnidaria; Anthozoa; Actiniaria; Edwardsiidae.
GCUUGAUUAGGGAUUUAAAGGUCACCAAAUCGUAAAGUUUUUAGGAAGCGAAGCGUUGGUUUUGUGCCUCAGUUUGUUGUAGCCUCGACACAACGCACAGCCAGGAUCCCUACCAAAGCACCAGGAAAAUGCAAGUUGCCACGACAAGUCUCGUGUAUUUAUGCUGCGUCUUAAUCACCUUCAUCGCAGGUCAUGUGACUGAAGCAUGUCAGUGUUAUCUGAAGCCGUUUGGUGAGCCUGGUAGCCAAGCCUCGUGCAGUGAAGGCCAGGUCGCGUUCAAUGGGAAAAGCGAGCGUUGUACGUGUAGGAGGGGCGGGAUGACGGAUUGCUUUCGGAUCCGGAGGGACUUUACCUCCAUGCCAUGGAAGGAGAGGAUGCGGUUUAUCAACGCUUUGAUUAAAGUUUCUACACAGGACCCCUACAAAAGAUCUUACGACCAACUUAUUGCGACGCACACAAACAACUUCAAAAACGGAAUUCAUAAGGCGGAUCAGUUUCUUCCCUGGCAUCGCCUCUAUUUGCUGGAGAUCGAAAACCUUCUGCGGAGAGUCGACCCAGUCGUCACUCUACCCUACUGGGACUGGAGUCUGUUCUCUGGGUUACCAUGGAAACGAGGGUUUAAUGACGUCUUUUCUAGCGCCCCUUGGGGUUUCGGAGGUAAUGGCGGCCGGGGACAGUGUGUCGUGAACGGGCCUUUUCGUAGUAAUCGCUGGAAGACCACCCCAUCCAACAGACACGGGUGCUUAAAGAGAAGUUUUAACGGGAACCCACCAGAUGUAGUAGCAGUUCACGAGCUUAACCGUGUUCCUGGGAACGACUUCACCAAGUUCGAGAUGGUGUUGCGUGACACUCUUCAUAAUAACAUGCACUGCCGCAUCGGCGGGCGCGGUGGGACCAUGUGCUCAACCAGCUCGGCUAACGCCCCUGAGUUCCUAUUGCAUCAUGGAUUCACGGACAAGCUGUGGGCUGACUGGCAGAAGAUUGGUGACGUAAACGGGGACAGAAAGCAGCGUGACAGCUUCUUCGAGAGCAAAGGUUAUAGAAUGACAGCCAAAAAGUACUCCCCCCGGGAUCUCCUAGACUUGUCUAGGCAACCAGGAGGGGUAAAAGUAAUGUACGAACACCCGUCCCAUGAUCAUUACCAGAGGGUUCACGGCUAUUUGAAGACACUCUCCCUCAAGGAGUUGAAGGAUAUUCCGCGGAAAAGAUUCACUGAAUCAGGAACCUUAGAAUUCAAGAUCUUUAUGGUAACGUCACGGUCAGAACAGUUGAGUACCAUGGCACAACAGAGCUCCCUUGAGCCCAAGCGUUCUCUCAGCAACGGCGACCUCCGUACAACGGCUGACCGCACUUUAGGCAUGCGUAUUAAAGAUAUAGAGGCUGCAGCAAAGAGAAAGAGAGGCUUGAAGUUGGCUAAAAAAGAAUCACGUGCUGAUCACGCGACAGUGUAAUCUUUUAAACAACACCAUGUAAAACAGUGCCAGCAUAUUGUUUAGAUUAAUUCUCAGGUACAAGC